UUAAACAAACGAUUCAGAAUCGGAUUUUUCGUUCAUCCACGCAGGUCCACGCAAGCUUUGGAAUUUAUAAUUAUUUGAAAAAAUGUCCAGUCAGGAAAGACUUAUUCUCCGGAAAAUGGAUUUUCCCGAUUCAGCCAGGGAAGCACUUCCGAUAAUAGAAAAUCUUAUCAUCCAUCGGAACAAGCACGACAUUGCUAUGGAUCUUGUUGCAGAGUUUGUCUUUCGAGAACGCAAAGAUGAUCAAUCACGGCAACAGCAGAAACAAGCUCCCAUCCCGAGGCUGUCGUCAAUUGAAGAGUUCCAGCUUGUACUGGCAUUGUGCGAUUUCUUCUCCCGACCUGGGCCGGAUGCCACAAGGAAUGCUGUGUUCUUCUCACUGUUUGGUGGUUCAAUUGGGCGUUCCAGCGUGCUCAACAAAUUAAUCAGUACUGCUGUCUCGGGAUCAAUCGCACCGCUUCUCUGUGCAGCAGGAACAUGGAUGCAACAGUUGGGUUGUACCUCUCCACCGAGUUUAGAACUAGCCCAGUGCAUUGUGAAAGAUUUUGUCAUCUUUUCAAACAAACCAUCCGAACAGCUGAAAUCUCUGCCAAUGGUUGCACCACGAUUUGCUGCCAAUUUCAUGACAGCCGUUACGGAUCUCUAUCUAAACGGUGGCAAGGGGCAGCUAGCUGCUCCGCCAGAUCUAUUGCUAGAUGUUAUAACUGAAUGGGUUUCGGAAAAUCCUGCCUUAUGUUUGGCGUCUCAACAACCAAUGGCUCUCCCUUCAGGUGCAAUCGCCAUGCCUGUUGUUACUCCUUUAGCCGGAUUGAUUCGAUGGUGCGUUCUUUCGCUCUUGACCACCGAUCGGCAACAACUUUAUAGUAAACUUCAUCUAGCCGUGCUUCAAAGUCUGCUGGAAGCAACUCCACCCCCAACAACCCCACCGAGUGCCGUCAAUGCUCAACAUCUGGGCUUGAUAAUCAAUUCGUUACAAACGGAAAUGGACGCAAUGCUAAAGGGGGGCAAAUCUUUGAACGAAGAGUUUAUUCACUGCUGCCUCGAACGGUUCGCCCAGGCCGUGCAGGUGGGUCUCACCUCUCGUUGUAUCUUUGGAAACAUUCCUCAGCUGGUGUGCCGACUGGAGACAUUGCCCAGCAAAAACAAACUCCUACAGAUUGUGAUCAAUGCUAAUAAGACGGUUUAGAGAUGAUGCGUUCUACAAAUUCUACUCUAUAAUCUCAAUCCUAAAAUUCCUAGAAUGCUUUAAUGACUGUUUUUAUCAUUUAAAUAAAAGAACAAUACCAGAAUUUAGUUGAAUUUUCAACAUGAUUAAUAUUUCAUCACGUACAUACAUAUCUCAUUAAAAAAUAAAAACAAACUAGGUACGUU
Messenger RNA from Uranotaenia lowii, 1368 nucleotides. Its product is annotated as integrator complex subunit 15. The record is from RefSeq and is a predicted model, not a curated record. The transcript has 3 exons. The coding region runs from base 83 to 1183 and encodes 366 amino acids. NCBI's taxonomy places the organism in Eukaryota, Metazoa, Arthropoda, Insecta, Diptera, Culicidae.